UCGUAUAUUGUUGUCAGUUGUCAGUUGAAAGUGAGAUAUUAGUUGACGAUUUAAAAGUAAUUGCGAAUUCGUAUUAUUUAUAUUUAAUUUAUUUUCCGUACUUAGUGUAAUAUAUAGUUUUUGAAUACUACCACACAUUCUAGAAAUGGAUAGGUCGGAUAUUCUUCAAAUAGGCUCAAGUAUCAACAUAAAAAGAACUGAUGGGCGAGUGCAUUCAGCAAUUGUUGCUGCCAUUAACAAUGACUUACGAUGUGCAACCGUGGAAUGGUUCGAACAGGGCGAAACGAAAGGAAAAGAAAUUGAUAUGGCUUCGAUAGAAUCUCUAAACCCUGAAAUAAUUAUUCCAAAACCUGGUGAAAAAUAUAACUUACAUGAGAGGAGUCUCAUCAACAAUCAACAGAUAGGUUUCAACAAAUUACAAAGGAAUCCAACCAGGCAAUCAAUAGCAAAUAUGGUUGCACGAUCAGCUCAUCAAUCUCGAAUUACACAGACCUCUAAUAAUGGUCAUGUUAUACCAACUAAUGAGUCAAUAGUGAAAGAAAGUAGUAUACCAACUAGUAAAACGAACACAGUACAGAAUACUCGACGGAGUAAUGUGGUAAAAGAAGUAGAGAAACUGAAAAAAAACCGAGAAGAACGACGGCAACGACAAGCUGAAGAAAAGGCGGAAAAAGAAGCUUUUUUACAAAUGGCCCCGGGAAAUCCACAUUGGGAAUUGUUAAACAUGAUAUUGGAAUAUCGACGUGGUUUAGAUAUUAAACCACUAUCGGAGAACGACGCCAUUGAAGAUCAUUUAAUAACAGUUUGUGUUCGAAAGAGGCCUUUAAACAAAAAGGAAGCAGCUAGGAAAGAAGUAGAUGUAAUUACGAUUCCAAGUAAGAACCAAUUAAUUGUUCACGAACCAAAAAAUAAAGUGGACCUAACAAAAUAUCUGGAGAAUCAACUCUUUAGGUUCGAUUAUGCUUUUGAUGAAACAUGCUCAAACGAAAUGGUGUAUAGGUACACCGCACAACCAUUAAUAAAAACAAUAUUCGAGGGAGGUUUUGCAACUUGUUUUGCAUACGGCCAAACAGGAUCAGGCAAAACACAUACUAUGGGUGGCGACUUUAAUGGCAAAACUCAAGAUUGCCAAAAGGGUAUUUAUGCAAUGGCAGCAGGUGAUGUAUUUAGACUGGCAAAUUCACCAAAAUAUCGACCUCUGAACCUUGUUGUCUCUUCGAGUUUCUUUGAAAUAUAUUCUGGGAAGGUGUUUGACUUACUCAACAACAAAGCAAAACUGAGAAUAUUAGAAGACGGUAAACAACAAGUACAGGUAGUAGGUCUUACUGAAAAAGUCGUUAGCAACACAGACGAAGUAUUAAAACUAAUUCAAAAAGGAAAUCAAGCACGCACAUCUGGACAGACAUUUGCCAACUCCAAUUCCUCUCGUUCACACGCAGUUUUUCAAAUUUACCUACGAUCGAACAACAAUAUGUCUAAAAUAUAUGGUAAAUUUUCACUAAUCGAUUUGGCUGGGAAUGAAAGAGGAGCAGACACUUCAUCAGCAAACCGACAGACAAGAAUGGAAGGUGCUGAAAUAAACAAAUCUCUUCUGGCUUUGAAAGAAUGCAUCCGAGCAUUAGGUCGCAAAGGAGCUCACUUGCCAUUUAGGGUUAGUAAAUUAACACAAGUUCUUCGUGAUUCCUUCGUAGGAUCAAAUUCUCGAACAUGUAUGAUUGCUAUGAUAUCACCCGGAGUGAAUUCAUGUGAACACAGCUUGAACACACUGAGAUACGCCGAUCGUGUCAAAGAACUGGGAGGUGGCGAUCUCCAAACUAAUACUGGAUCUGAAAAUGAACAAGAUGAUGAUGGAGAUUUACUCCAGCUGAGGUCAUUAAAUGAAAAUGAUAUGACACCCGAAAUGUUAAAUUUCCACCAAGUAAUAUCUGAAUUGCAAGUUGCAGAAGAUAACAUGCUCGAUAACCAUAAACAAACCAUAGAAGACUUAUAUUCAGCCUAUCAAAAAGCAGUUGAACUGUUAAGGAUGACUGAUGAUGUUACUUAUGAUCAAGAAGUAUAUUGUAAAAACUGGGAAGAAUUAAUUAACGAUUCUCUGACGGUGCUUGGCCAUGCUCGAGAAAUUGUGGAAGAUUAUAAGGCAAAACUGACAGCUGAAGAGCAACUCAGUCGUAAAACUACAAAACGAAAAUAAAUUAAUGAAAAGUCUAGUAUACAAUUUUUUAAAUAAACCUUUAUAGAAACUUGUAUACUA
This is a messenger RNA of Anoplophora glabripennis (Asian longhorned beetle), 2251 nucleotides long. RefSeq names its product kinesin-like protein Klp10A (gene Klp10A). The record is from RefSeq and is a predicted model, not a curated record. Gene Ontology annotation, biological process: microtubule-based movement. Bases 146 to 2191 code for a protein of 681 amino acids. The transcript is spliced from 9 exons. Gene Ontology annotation, molecular function: microtubule motor activity; ATP binding; microtubule binding. NCBI's taxonomy places the organism in Eukaryota, Metazoa, Arthropoda, Insecta, Coleoptera, Cerambycidae.